Molecule: messenger RNA, 2310 nt
Organism: Trichogramma pretiosum
Lineage: Eukaryota; Metazoa; Arthropoda; Insecta; Hymenoptera; Trichogrammatidae
Product: WD repeat-containing protein 78-like
Exons: 8
Coding region: 1-2310 (769 amino acids)
Biological process (GO): cilium movement
Cellular component (GO): axonemal dynein complex
Molecular function (GO): dynein light chain binding; dynein heavy chain binding
Source: RefSeq, a predicted model, not a curated record
AUGUCAUCACAAUACAACAGAUCGGUUUCAAUGGCAUUUCGGGGGGGCCGUCUGAAUCGUCGUAGUUCAAGGGUUUCGAGGUAUCAACCGACUCCGAUUACUCGACCAGGCGGGGCAGCGACGACUUUGCUGCAAAAACGCGACCGACUGCGGGUGUUCGACAGCGGCGACGACGUCACUCCCCGAAAUCUGGUGCAUCCGCUGCACGCGACGAUCGGUCAGCUGGGCGAGCGCCGGACGGCUUUCGAUCCCGUCGUCGCCGAUCCCUACGACAAAUCUUCCAAAGUCGAGACGCAGCGCCCGAGCUUCGCCACAUUAUCGUCCUUCUCGUCCGCCUACACGAUCGACGAUGCGAACGCUAAAACGGAUAAGGUCGAAGAAGACCUCGGCCCUCGAAGCCCGACGCGGCCACUCGUUUUACAAGAUGUCGUCGUAGCUCUCGAUGCUCCGUCGCAGUAUCACUUGUCCAGAUUAGAAGAGGAAGAGCUCGAUCUAGAGGAUGAAAUUUCCAUACUGCUCAAGGAAACGGACACGAUGUUUCUUUUCGAGCUACCUCAGUUAAUUGAGUACGCCGAUACACCGGAAGCUCAAGUCCUAUUGCGAGAAAACGAGAAAUACCAAUGCAUAAGGGAAGGAAAAGGUCGUAAGACUGUCAACGCGGAAACUCAAACGUAUGAAAAGUACUACAAGACCAUCGGGACUCAUGCCAAGCGCAAAAGUCGUCGCGAUUGCGGGACAUUCGUCAACGACUGGGUUAUGUAUGACACCUUUAAUCAAAUAAACGAUAUCCACCCGAGUAAAUCCGAUGAAACAGUCGAAUCAAAAAAGACAAAUGAGAUAAAUCGGUUCAAAUUUCCAGCCCCGAAAAUAGAUAAAAAAGAAGCAGCUAAACGAGCAUAUGCUUAUAGAUACAUGGAUGAGCUCGAACAGCAAAUGGCCGAACUGAUGAAUACGGAGACAUUUCAAGACGUUGUUCGGACGGCCUUGCGAAUUUUGGCAAGCAAAACCUACGACGUUGCUCAAAAAAACUUCCUCGGCCUCAUCGAGUCGGAUCCGUGCGAUCCAGAUUUCGAGCUCGUUUACGGCCUGGAGUUACUCUGGGAGCACGAGAACGAGCUUAUCAACGGUAAAACGGUUGCAGCUUUCAAGUGGAACCCGUUGAAAGAUACAAUAUUGGCGGUUGGUUACGGAUCGGCGAAUCGCGAUCAGAAGCAGCAAAAAUCGCAACCCUCGGAAGGCCUCAUACUCAUUUGGUCGAUAAAAAAUCCAAGCCUGCCAGAUCGAAGUUUUCAAUUCAAUAGCCCCGUAAGCGAUUUGGAUUGGAGCAAGGCCGAUCCAAACUUGCUCGCCGUCGGCUUCUACGACGGCAUGAUUCGCAUAAUCGACGUGAGCGAAAAGGAACUGACCGUCGUUCGCGAGGCUGGCAGAAAGUAUUCGCCGACGUUCGAACCGCAUUGGCAGGUCCGAUGGUGGACAACGAAGGACAAUCGAUUUUUGAAGGAUAAUGCCGAAGAGCAAAUUUUCGCCGGCAAUCAAGACGGUCGAAUUCUGUACUACUGUUAUUCGGAAGAGGCUGAUUUCGUUCCACACCAAAUCAUCCGGCUGCAGUGUAUCGAAGGUCACGUUCAAGGAAUUCGACGUACCAACUACAGUCGUGGCACAGAGGUACCGAUCAAUCGGCACACGGGCAUCAGAGUUCUGCGACUGCACCCCAAGAGCCCGAACGAGUUCUACGUCGGCACCGAGGAGGGGGCCAUCGUGCGCUGCUCCAUCGAUCAGCCGGACUUUUACCUGGAUCACUUUCUCGCUCACGACGGAGCCUGCUACACCAUGCAGUACUCGCCGUUCUGCGAAAAGAUCUUUCUGACCUGCGGCGCCGAUUGGUUCUGUCGCAUCUGGGCCGAGGGGGUGACCGAGCCGCUGAUGGAAUUCAGCACGCGCAUGACCAGUGUCAGCGCGGCCACUUGGUGUCCGAAAAUUUCCACGAUAUUCGCCACUGCAAGCCUGAACGAGGUCUGCAUUUGGGACAUAAAACGGAAAUCGCAUCGUCCGGCUUCGGUGACGGAAGUGGCGCCGGCGAGAGCGCGGAUCACCCAGCUCGAAUUUACAAAGACUGGCAAACAGAUCGUUAGCGGAGACGAUCAAGGCACCGUAUACGUACACAAACUCGAGGGUAUACCGCUGCUGGUACUCAAUCAGACGGAAACUCUGGCCAAGACCAUAGGUAAUGCUCUGGUCAUUAAGCCCCACUUGCUCAAGAAAGUGCGUAAACUCGGCCAGCCCUUUGACUUUGAGGAAUUUUUCGACUGA